Staurois parvus is the source of this 888-nucleotide messenger RNA. Lineage: Eukaryota; Metazoa; Chordata; Amphibia; Anura; Ranidae. The record is from the annotation of a GenBank genome assembly.
CAGAAUAAAUCAUGGCAGAAGCUUAGAACCAUUGUGAACAUUCCUGUUAUCAGUCCGUUUAAGAGGCGCUGGGUGCAGCUUGCUGGUCAUAACGGGAGCUUCAAAGCGGCAGCGGGGGGAACCAUUUUAAAACGUUAUUCUGAAAAUGAGAAGAAUUGCUUUGAGCUGCUAAUGAAGGACAUUCUGGCCUCCUGUGUUCCCACCUAUCACGGAGUAACGGAGAGGGAUGACGAAAGUUACAUUCAGUUAGAUGACCUUCUCAACAACUUUGAUGAGCCAUGUGUUAUGGACUGUAAAAUGGGUAUCAGGACAUAUUUGGAAGAGGAGUUGACGAAAGCCCGUGGAAAGCCAAAACUAAGAAAGGAUAUGUAUAAGAAAAUGAUUGAGGUGGAUCCUCAUGCCCCCACAGAGGAGGAGAAGGCCCAGCAAGGUGUGACUAAACCCCGAUACAUGCAGUGGAGAGAGACCAUCAGUUCAACGUCCACUUUGGGCUUUCGGAUUGAAGGAAUAAAGAAAGGUGAUGGGACAUGCAACACAAACUUCAAGACCACGAAAUCAAGAGACCAAAUUCAUAAAGCUUUUCUUGAAUUUAUUGAUGACAACAAAGUUAUACCGCAAAAAUAUCUGAAUCGACUGCAGGAGAUCAGAGCAAUUGUAGAGUCUUCAGAUUUCUUCAAACAUCAUGAGGUGAUUGGAAGCUCCUUGCUGUUUGUACAUGACAAGAAAGGAAAGUGUAAUGUAUGGCUGAUUGAUUUUGGAAAAACAACACUCCUGCCAGAAGGCCAAACCCUGAACCACCGUAUACCUUGGCAAGAAGGAAACCGGGAAGAUGGAUACCUUUAUGGAUUUGACAAUUUAAUCAAUAUUUUGUCGAGCCUUGCAUCCUGA